UGAGCAAGGCCAGGGAUCGAACCCGUAUCCUCGUGGAGACGUCUCAUCCUUAACCUGCUGAACCACAAGAGGAACUCCCCAACUGAGUCUGGAAGGAGGUGUGUGGUGAAUAAAGGCCUUGCAAUGGAAUGAACAGCAUUAAGGCUCAAAGGUGUGAAAGACUCUGGUGGGGGCACAGCACCAUCAGUGGUGGCUGUCCCUGGGAUGCAAAGUCACGUGUGCUUCCUGGGUGGAUGGCUCUGGGUGGAGGGCGAAGCCCAGAAGAGAACACAGAUAAGUUUAAGGGCCUUGACUAGAAUUGAAAAGAAGGGCAAAGAUUCAAGAAAUAUUUGUAGAGUUAAACUAGCAGGACUUGGUAGCUGAUUGGCUGGAGGAGGAGGAAGAAGUGUUCUUAUGAACUCAGGUUUCUUGCUUUGAUGAGGUUUUGGCAUCUGACCUGCUGUUUACACUGAAACUGGUAGGUUCAAGUGGACUCUACACCGUGAGUCCCGAGUGAGGUAAUAUAUCUGAAUAUCAAAGGGCAUUCAUUCCUCUGUCAACUUUUAAACAUUUAAAGAUAUACACUAUCUCUUGAUAAAUGUUAUCUCUUGUAAUUCAGUUCGUUUUAGGCCUGUAACCAGGAUUGGGGUUGAAGGGAGGAAUAGGCAGAUUUCAAAGCAGAAUUUCGGCAAGGGAGACUGAAACUCGUUCCCAGCUCCAGCUGGCCUGGUGGAGGACUUGUGGGGAGAAGCCGAGGGCAGCACCUGACAGGAGAGAAGUGGACCGAUUGGCCACAGGAGGCGUCCCGCGGGCAAGCUGGGGUGAACAGCCUGCCGAGCAGCAGGUGCCCAGCCAGCCAGAGGGAACUGCAGGGACUUUCAUUUCCUCCCUUUCAGCUUUGGACUUUUGUCAGGAGCUAUAUCUCACUCCUAUUCUAAGCAAAAAUAAUUAAGACCAACUGAUCAUUAAAACACCCUUUCUCCACUUAAAAAAAAAAAAAAAGCGAGAAACUUCAUUUCAAGGGACUGUUCCCUCCGUGAAGUGGCGGCAAGCUGUGCUUCAGCAGCACCCUUCUCCUCGGAUCAGGCUCUGCAGACCUGUAUUCCACCUUCAGCAAGUAGGGCACCCCUCUGCUUGUGCGACUGCCCCACCGGCCUAGGGCAUUGGGAAUCUUGUUCAGAAGACAGAGGCAAAGCCAUAUUCAGCCUUGUGGAAUUACUAGCACCCAGCAGCAAACUGCAGAAGACAAAGAGGGAUAGCAGAUGGCUUCACGGAGUGACUGGUGAAUGGUUUGAAGAAAUUCAAAGAAAAAAGUUUUGCAAUGAAAGAGAUGUUAGCCAAAUGUUGAAACAACCACUUACACACAGGCUGAGGAAGGGGAUGGCAGAAAACGAUCCCAUGGAAUUACAAACAUCAAGAUCUAAAAAUACACCUAAUCAAAGAAACCCAACAUCCAUUCCUUUUCGGCUAAGCUUCAGAUCAUCAUUGGCUUCCCUGUUCUCAUUCAGGAAAUCCAGAAAGGAGCCUUCAAAACCUCAAACUCCAGGACAGAGAGGAUGGGACGGCCACACACCUCCUAUGUCUGUGAGGGGAACCACUUUGGACUUUUAAGCUUGGGACAUUUUUGUGGAAGCAUGUUGACUGGAGACGGUCUAGAAACAAUACUACAUUUUCUGGAGUUCCCAUCAUGGCUCAGCAGAAACGAAUCUGACUAGCUUCAUGAGGACACAGCAGGCAAAAAUAAACAAUUCUUCUCUGGAAAAUCAACCCGUUGACAGUGCAUUUGUCCCCAAGCCAGCCAGUAUGAGGGAAGGAAGCGGUGUGCCUCCGUGGGAUGCUUCAAGGCUAGAGGAUGAGUUUUUCCAAGUUUUAGAUGAUUUGGAUAGCAAACUGGCUCAGGAACAAUCUUCAAGCUCAGUGAACAUCAGAGCACCUCUCAACUAUGGAUCAAGGACACAGUUCAGUCCUUUUUACUCCAGUGAGAACAGACACGGCACUCUCACAGGAAGGCACAGAAACUGCUAUAAUGAAACUUCGAAUAUGUCUAUCUAUGAUGUCUUAAGACCAAGAACCCCUCAGGAAGGUUUUAAAACCUUUUCUCCUCGAACAAGGACAAUUUAUGAUAUGUACAGGACAAGGGAGCCCAGAGUCUUAAAAGAAGAUUACAUGCAAAGGAAUGCUUUUGGUAGUACUUCUCUGUGUUUCGACAGCAGGCAGCAAUCAGCCUCACCAGCUGCAGGGUAUUUCACAGCAAGAAGCUUACAUUUUCCAACCUCACCUCAGAACAAGAGUGGGUUUAUACCACCAAGUCAUCAACAGAGCCCAAAGAGAACUCCUUUAUCAUCUAUUGUGUGGAACAGAUCAGAUUCUUCUAGAGACUGGCAGAACCAGGAGGAAUUCCCAAGGGCACCAUCACCAAUGGAAAUUGACCCUGCUGACCAGUCUUUGUACCCCAGGUGUUUUCAGGAUAAUAGGAAAUAUGAAUUUUACCAAGCACAGAGUAUUUAUCAGACUGUUGGUUUCAGUGCCCGGAUAGAUAAUGCAAUGAGUCCUGACCCAUUUGAGAACUCGGAGAAUAUGCCAUUCUACCAUGAAGAUAACCCAUUUACUAGAUCUUUCUUUAGCAAUACCUUUGGACGAAGCAGGGAGCAGAGACUUGGACAAAGUCCUUUUUGGGGCCAACAGGAAGAGUAUUCUUCCUGGUCUGACUUUCGUCAAAGAAGGAAACCAUUCACUUCAUCUGACAGAGACUUUGAAACAAUCUCCAUUGAAGCAAAUAAUGCAUUUGCUGGUCAUGACCAUAAUAUUCCUUCUCAGCACUGGGCAUCAUUUUCUCCUAGUUACAGAACAAAUAUCUCCAGAAACCAAGAGGAGCCACCUCCCUGGCAGUGUGAAUCGCAGACAUCCACACUGGAGAGCAUGGAGAGGUCACAAGUGAAUAGGAACCAGUCUGUACAUUUCAACACACCAGAUGUUUGCUCCAGGACUGAUUCAAGCUAUCACAUCACAUCUGGUGGGUUAGAAUGUCAACAGGACAGUUCUAUAGAAGCACAUAUAAACAAAGAAGCUUACCCACUUGGAAUUGCUCAGACUCCAGCAUCCUCAUUCAAAACUACCUUCCCACAGAUUCCUGAUGACAGAGGGAAUCCUCAGAGUCCCAGCUUUCAGAAUCCCACUGUCACUUUGCAUACAAGUAAGCCUGCCUCUCUUCCAAUAAGAAGCUCCACAGAAGUCGCUGUAACCAACAGUGACUCAGUUGGACCUCCACCUCAUACUGAAAGCCAGCCCAAUAGCUUUGUCACAGAAGUGAAUAAUGAGAAAAACUUGAAUGAAUCUAUUUUGGAAAAAGACAAACAACUGAACAAGAUGGACCAGACAAACAUGACAGAUGAAAUACCCCAACUUGUUUCACAGACAAUAAUGUCUAAACUUUUACCUGAUUUUCAAAAUCCCCUCUCCCAGGACUCAGCCAAGAGUAGCAGACUUGUUUUUAAUGCAUCUACCACAGUAAGCUCAAAAAAGCUUCCUGGAGUCAUUUCCAAGAGAGAUCUCUCCAAAAUUCAUAAAGUCGAUGAAUUAAAAAAAGAUAAGAGUUAUACUGGAAACAGAAAACUUGGCUCAGCAUUCACUCAGGAAAGCAGAACAAUAGCACCUUCUCCCAGCCCAAGUCAGGCUUGUCCCCAGGAGUUAAUGGUAAGUAAUGAUGAUAUUUCAAGCAUUAUUAAAAACAACCGCUGGAGUUCUGAACAUACUGAUAAUCAAAACACACAGUCUCCAGAAAAGCCUGCUGCUUUAGAUACCAAGAAAGAACGAUGUACCACAACUUAUUCUACCAACCAUAGCAAGUUAGCUGCUCACAGCAAUAUGCCACAUGAUUCUUUAGAUCUGCCAUCAGGUACACUCCCAGACUCCUCACCAUCAAAUGCUCCUUGCCUUGAUACUCUGCUGACUCCUUCUACUACAGUGUUCUCCUGGAAAUGUCCUUCAGGCAAAGAUCCAUUUCUGGGAGAAAGAGAAGAAAAGGAUAUUGAUAGCAAGAGCCAAAAUAGUCAGUUUUCGCUAAGCCUCUCAGAAAACAAAAAGAGUAAUGAUAAGUGUGUGCCUGUAUAUAAUGAAGUGGUGGAAGUUGUCAAAUGCCAUUCACACCUGCCUUCCAGGGAUGGAAAGGGAAAAGGAAAAAUAAGACGACGUACAUCCUGUAUUGAAAAGUUAAGCAAAACGGAAAGUCGAUCAUCAUCUACAAGUGACAGCAGUCACCUCACUGAAGGGACUCAAAGCAAUUCCAAGGCUCCUGAGCCUCACACAAUUUACUGCACUUUACCAAGAAAGUCAGCCGCUUUUCCCAUCAGUAACAGGAAGUCUGAAAGCAAGAUAAUGGCUUCUUCGUCUAGGAAUGAGCCAUUUCCAUUCCAAAUCAACAAUGAUGUGGAAGAUCCAGUAGGAAAGUACACAUCAAACAAAUUCAGCCCUAAUUCUUAUGAGUCAGAAAGCAAAUGUUCCGAAGUGGCUUCAGACUCAGUCUCGAUAGCACUUGAAGCCACAGAGGGGAUGAGAAAUACGACAAACACUGGACCUGCUUCCGCUAGAAAAGGACCACUUCCAGUCAAGAGGGCUGUGUCAUGUCCUUUAGGGGUACCAUAUGCCUCACCUGGAAGAGAUGAAAGGGAAGAAGUCUUGCUCUCAGACACUGAUGCUUCCACCAGAACACUAAGUCCUUGGGAGAGACUCAUCAACCCUCUGGGACAUGACUCAUCUGUUCCGGAUUGUGCUUUAAGCCAAAGACAGCACCAAAAGGAAUACUUUCAAGAAAACACUGAAAAGAAUGGUCAAAUUGCUGCCUCUAGGACAGGUAUAUUUUCCCAUCCAAAUGAACGCCCUUUACCUAUUUCUUCAGAUAUGUCUGGAAAAGAAAGUAGGAAAACAUUACACAAAUUUAAGACUACAAGUAUGUUUUCUGUUUCUGGUGAUGAAGAUAAUGUGAAAUGUCUUGAGGUGGUUUCAAUAUAUUAUACUCUACCAAGGAAACACAGCAAGAAAUUCAGUGACCUUCUUCAAAAGUAUACACAAAAUAUCGAUUUACUUACAGAGUCAACUAAAGUGGGGACUGAAACAUCUAAUGUUUUAGAAAAAGACAAACUAAAUUAUUCUACAGAAGAGCAGUCAGGAGCACCUUCAUCUGAAGAUCUAAAGACGCUGGUCAGCUCUGCUCAGGAGAACCAUCACUGUCUUUCUCACACCACUGAAAAUAUGACUGUUUUACAGUUACCAAGUUUGGGCCCCUCAGAACCUUCACUACAGGAAAUGGCUUCUAUUGAGGCCAAUAUUUCUCUCCAUAAAGAAGAAUCUAAAGCUAGAGAGAUUCCCCCACACAGUGUAGCUAAAACGCCUCUCUGUGAUUCACAGAGCAGGAAAGAGAAAGGGAAAAAAUUGCAAAGUGAAACCCUGCAUACUGCAUCAAUGCUUCAGGGGAAAAAAGUUACAAAAGAGAAAUCCUCAAAUUGUCAGCAGUCCAUUAAAUCAGGUCACAGUGGUUUGUCUAACCUCCCAGCCCACUCAGAAGAGAAUGUUGAAAAUUCCCAAAUCAUCAGAAGUUCUGGAGGAUGUACAGAUAGUGGUACAGCCAUCACAGCUAUCCAAAGUCCUCAGAAAGAUACCACAGGCAUCGCUAUAGAUGAGAGCUCCGAUGGAUUGCAGCCUAGGGCGGUCAGAGGGGAAAUUAACACAGAUUUCUCCCCAGAAACUGAUAAACCACUUUCUGACUCAGAAAGUCAAGUCUUUGCUCUUACUCCAGCUUUGCAUAAACUACAGCUUGACCAAGAGACUUAUUCAGGAGAACAAGAUUUAGACAGUAGUUUGCAGUCUGAACCCAGAGAACUACCUUCAAGAAGUCAGGAGGUAAAUGUGGCAGAGAGCAAGGCUAAAGAUGAAAUGCAGAAGUUGGUGUGGGAUCAACCUGCACUUCCUGGAGGAAGUAAUAAAAAUAAAACCAGCUUGGAUAACCUAGAAAAGGGGAAAAACAAACCUUCAGUUAAACACAGAUUGGCAGCCAUGUCUAAAGCAAGCAGAAAAUUUCCAUCUAAAGAUUUAAGCCCCAGAAGACAUGUAGCUACUAUCUUUCCCCAACAUGGGGACAGUUCUGGCUUCAGCACUUUAUCUCUUGGCACACCAGAGUGCAAACCACUGUCCCCUGAGCCUGCUUUAAAGUCCACAGAAUCCGCAGGUGAAAGCAGGCUGAGUAAUGAUGAAAUGAAUGUGGAGAAAUCUGAGAACCCUCUCCAGGUUACUGCAGCAUCCAACAGAGAAUCUUCUACACACUUAAGCACUCAGAAGUCUAACAGGAUUUCACAGCCACAUCAGAAUGAGUUUCAAAAUAUCUCCAGAUCACAAGCGAUGUAUGACAAUUCUAAAGAAGUAUCAGUACCUCAGAUUUUGGAAAGGAAGUCAGGAACCUUGGUCCAGCCCACAAUGAUCAGCCUCAGGGAAGCAGACUUCCCUGACCAGCGGAGGAGGCUAGACCCUCCUUUUCAGUUGGAGCCUGAAGAGAAAUCUGCAGUAAGCAUCCCACUGACCAGUUGUCAGCAACAACAAAGAAGUGCUGCAUCUCUGGAGUGGAAACCUGAGCCACACUCCUAUCGUUCAAAGAGUUUAAAAAGCAUCAAUGUGCACGGUGAUCUGUUACGCAAAAGUCAUCCUGCAAAAGUCAGGGAGCGCCAUUUUUCUGAAAACACUUCUAUUGACGAUGCCCUGAGUCGACUGACCCUUGGAAAUGAAUUGUCUAACAACAGUGAGUACAAUCGAAGAUUCAAAUCCUUUUCUGAACUCACCUCCUGUGAUGAAAAUGAAAGUUGGGCUUUGUACAGAGACAGGACAAAAAUGGGUCGCAGGUCGGCAACAUCUAUAUCAAGACCUAUGGACUAUGGGAUUUUUGGGAAAGAACAGCAGCUGGCUUUCUUGGAAAAUGUAAAGAGGUCACUCACACAGGGGAGAUUAUGGAAACCAAGUUUUCUUAAAAACCCUGGCUUCCUGAAAGAUGAUAUAAUUAGCCCCCCUAACCCAACAGAGUCAUCGAGUUCAAAUCCUCCUAGUGAUCAGAUGCCAGGAGAUGGCUUCUCUCUAAGUGCGCCACUAAAUAUCUAUGUAGAGGAUCCAGUAGACUCAGACUGUGACACAGACACAACCACAGAUGACGAAUAUUACCUGGAUGAAAAUGACAAAGAGUCAGAGCUGUGAUACUUUUUCAAUGAAAUGUAUGACUUUUUAACCAAGAGUUUAUAAUAAAAGUAAUGUGUAAAUAAAUAUAUAUGUCUAUGGAAAGGACAAAUAUUUUUUUAAAAAAUCUAGUCUGGGCAGUUUCUGCUCAGAAACAACCCAAAUUCUCUCUUUCCCUGCCUAUGCACCCUAUAUAUAGACUUCCUGCAUUCUAGAGCAAUGAGUUCUUAUUUAGAGGGAGUCUCUGCUAUUUUCUUCCCCUUUAUACAUCCCUGGCCAUCUGCCACUCAGUCCCAGCUUAAUCUCUAAUUUACUGUACAGUUUUGGCUUUCUGCUCUACCUUCCUCCAACAUGUUGGUUUUUUUUUUUUACACAUUUCAUUGUGAUUUACAAUUCUAAUAUCCCAACACAACAGGAAAAGUCUGCAUUUGCCUCCUCCAUACUCAUAACAGUACCUCCUCUACCCAUACUCAUGACGUUAAAUAAAAUAUAGAGGUGAUGGCAAUGAAGUAAAUACGAUUAUCCUGUUUGACUCAUCAACAUUCAUUUGGGGUUGUUGUUGUUUUUCAAAGAUAAGGGCAUCCUGUAUCCGUAGUGGAGCCAGGGAGGCACAUGUGGAGUGUUUGCGGAGAUGAUAGGGAAGAGCUGAAUCCCUAGUAAGACAAAGAACAUUAGCGCUCCUAGGAUUUCCCUUGAAAUAGUUUGUAGGAUGACACAGAGGGUGGCUUGGCCACAGACUUUCUGGUCAGGAAGGGAACAUACUGAGGGGUGGAAAUAAGCCAACAUCCCUUCAUGAGACUGGCAUCCUUACUGCAGCUCUCCCAGCAACUGUUCUCCGUUUCUCCAGAACCAUCCAUUUUAAAAAUGUUCUUUGUUUGUAGGACAAAACUUUUUUUCCAUCUGAGACGUUUUAGUCACAAGUGGUAGCCUUGGUCAAGUCCCUGAAAUACUACCAAAUCACAGCUGACACCUUAGGGUUCAUAGACUUUCUUGCCAUUUACUAAACCCCUGGGAAUUAAAAGGCAGAACUUCUAAGGGCUUGUCACUAUGAUUCCUUCAGUAACUUAUCAUACCCACUGAUAACUGGGCUUUCCUAACUCUUUCUCCUCCUAAUCAGGAUAAAGACCAAUAAAUAGGUGGUGGUGAAGCUAAUUUGCUGGAAUUACAGAAAUCAUGCAGUCCUGGCUCUUAGUACUGUGAAGGUUGACAUGAAUAGAUUUCAUCUUGUUUGGUUUAUAUUUGCUUCCUGGCCCAAUUUUUGUCUCGAUUUUUUUCUCACCUAGUCUGUUUUAUCCAUAUAAAUUAAGGAUAGUGAUAAAUGUUGGGGAAGUGCGCAGAGAUUUGGAACUGAUAGAAAUGCAAGAGGACUAUAUUAUUAUCCUUUCAGUCAUCGCCUUGCCUAGAAUCAAAAUGCCAGGGCUAGUUUACACUGUUGCCUUGAAACUCAAAAUUAAUGGAAAUGUGGUAAAUAACAUGAAAGCUAUUUCUUAAAUCUAUAAAUCAUCUUAAACUUCAAGCUCCGACCAAUCCUGAGCUCAAAGAAACUGAUGAUAGUUUUUUGGGGUGGGUUUUUUUUUGGUCUUUUUAGGGCUGCACCCAUGGCAUAUUGAGGUUCUCAGGCUAGGGGAUGAAUCAGAGCUGUAGCCUCUGGGCUACGCCAGAGCCACAGCAAUGCCAGAUCUGAGCUGUGUCUGAGACCUACACCAUAGCUCACAGCACCUCUGGAUCCUUAACCCACUGAGCAAGGCCAGGGAUCGAAACUGUGUCCUCAUGGGUACUAGUUAGAUUCUUUUCUGCUGAGCCACGACGGGAAUUCCUGAUAAUAGAAUUUUAAAUCAACUCUAAACAUCUCCAUUUAAAUUUAUAUGGUAAAGAAUAAAUAGGAGUUCCCUUGUGGCACAGCAGGUUAAGGAUCCAGAGUUGUCACUACAGCAGCUCUGGUUGCUGCUGUAGUGCAGGUUUGAUCCCUACCUGGGAACUUCUGCAUGUCCCAGACACGGCCAAAACCAAAAAAAUAAAUAAAUAACAUUUUAUUCUUUGCUUCAUGUAUGCUUAUGAAUUUUCUACCUGCCUUUUUCUAUUUAUCUGAUUAUUUAAGUAAAAUUUCAUAAACCAUGAACUACGUUUUCUAUGCAGUUUUAAAAUAUUCAAAGUUAGGAGUUCCCAUCGUGGUGCAACAGAAACAAAUCCGACUAGGAACCAUGAGGUUGCAGAUUUGAUCCCUGGCCUCGCUUAGCAGGUCAAGGAUCUGGUGUUGCCAUGAGCUGUGGUGUAGGUCACAGACACUGCUCUGGUCUGGCAUUGCUGCAGGUGUGGUGUAGGCCAGCAGCUAUAGCUCCGAUUAGACCCCUAGCCUGGGAACCUCCAUAUGCCCUGGGGUGUGGUCCUAAAAAAAAAAAAAGACAUAAAAUCUUCAAAGUUAAUAUUUCAAUUAAGAUUCUUGGUUUUAUAAAUGAUCAACUUGCAAAUUCUGUUUCAGUAAAUACUCCGAGUUGACAUGUAUGUUACAAAAGGUAAAAUGAAGUUAACUUGUUUUUCACUGAAUUCAGGCUGUAUCAACAGUUAAGUAAGUUAAGGUCAGAAUCAACAGCUACUCUGGAGCCCUGAUUCUCUAUGCUGAAAUCUACUCUCUGAAUCCAAAGGUGAUUGAUGGCCAGUGCUCACCUGCACUAUGUGUAAUGUUUGCUUGUUGGUCUGGCUCAAGAAUCAAGAAAACAGAAAAUUUAUGAAAAUAGCACCUUCUAUAGUUUUAUACUUUUAUAAAGCACUUCGUUAAAGAAGCGUAGCAAAUGUCUGUGUAUUUUAACAUACAAACUGCUGCUUUUUAAUAUUCAUUUUUGGUAUAGCUACAGUAAUUUAUAAUUCUCAUUUUUAUAUUCAUAACAUGUUUUCUAAAAUACAUAAUCAUCAUUAAAGUAAAUAUUCACAUAAAUGGAGUAAAUCAUGAGAAAAUCAAUACAAAUAAGUACCUGGUAAAUUAUUAACUUGUUUAAAUGAUAGACUUCUAUAACCACAAAUCUUACAUGUAAAGUUUAUUUAAAAUAGGACUUAAUGAGAUGAUUUUAAUUCUUAGAGACGUCCUUCUGAAUAAUUUACCUGCUUACAUUGUAAGUACAUUGAUGUUACUAAAACUCCAACUGUUAUGAACAAGGUUUUGGCUGAUGAUAAGCUGAUAAAAGCUAUUUGUAUAGGUGGUACAUGUGUGCCUAUGCUGGAGGUGGUGAAAGUCACUUAGGUUAUGGUGAAACUCCACGCCUCCAUAAAAGUAAUAUAUUUUUAACGCCAAAAGGUUAAGGAGGCCUUAUGGCUAAGAGUUUCAUGUAAAUAAUAGUAAUAAUGCAUUAGAAUAUCCCAUUUAAAUGUACAGCCUAAAUAUGUAAAUGUUAUACUUGGAGGUAUUUGACUGGCAUUUCCGUAUUUCUGAAAUGUAUAAUAAGCCUUAAGCACUUUGGCUGAAAUGUUGUCAUAUAAACCUUUUAUGUACUUGUUCUUGAACCUGUUCUCUAGCUAUGAAAUGUGUUACAAGACAAGGUGCAAAUUUAAAACAAUGCCUGUGUUGAAAUAAAGGAUUUAAAUAGA
This is a messenger RNA of Sus scrofa (pig), 10767 nucleotides long. The record is from RefSeq and is a predicted model, not a curated record. Lineage: Eukaryota; Metazoa; Chordata; Mammalia; Artiodactyla; Suidae.